GGUGGGGCGUUUUGUCCCAUUACAUAGGUAGGGAGUGUAAGAUCGUUUUGAAUUGAAAGCUGUGAACCAAAUGGAGCAGUAUUUAAGUUGAAAUGAAAAACAACAAAUUUAAAUUGGAUUGCAGAGAGGCGCAGAAGCAGUGUACUGUAUGAAAUGACUGGAGGGACAGAUUUCCUGCCCGUCAAAUCUAUCUAAGGCGCUGUGGGCUGUAAAAAUAAAGCUAAGUUUUGGGUACUGACUAGCCCCUCUCCCUAUUGGCUAUUGCAUACCCACUAGAUUCAAAUGACUAUAGUGUGUCAUUGAGGAGAGAGCGAGAGAGAGAGAGAGAGAGAGAGAGGAGAGAAGUAAAUGGCAAUAUUUGCUCGGUAUUUUUUCUGGGUAAUGAGGAAGAGGACAUACUUAAGGAGUUAAGGCUGGUUUUUGUUCUAAGAGUAAUAGAAAAGAGUUUUGGGGUUAUAUUUGGAUCUAGGUUUUUUGUAGGGUUUAAGGGGGGGUGGUCUUAAGUCUUUAAAGAAAGAGGUAAAGACUGGCAACAGAGAAGGUGAGUGAGAGAUAAAAGCAAAAGACAUUGUCUUUCUCUCAUAUACACAGAUCCCUAUGGAAUGCAGGGUGUGCACCCCAGCAUCGCUUGCUCGAAUUCAUUCCUUUUGUUUAGUUUGAAGAGACCAGUUUUGUUCUCUUUAAAGAGAGAAUUUUCGUGGGUGAUUGUAUAGAGUGAAGAGUUAUUGGGAAGGGAAAAUUUUCUUGCAAUGAGUUCCUGCUGCUAGAAAACAAAAAGCCAAGCUUUCAUAUGGAGGGAGGCAAGAGAUUUCGGGUAUGAUUAGUUUAUUUCCUUGCUAAUGAUUGAAUUGCCUUGUAGCAAGUGAGGAACCUCUGUGAGUAAGAAAAGGGAGAGAGAGAGAGAGAGAGAGAGAGUAAGAAAGGGGAAGAAGAUGAAAUCGAUGAAUGAUAAUAACAAUGGAAGCAAUAAUAACUGGCUGGGAUUCUCUCUCUCACCCCACAUGAAAAUGGAGGUUGCUUCUGACCCCCAACAUCAUCAUCACCAGUACCAUCAUGAAUCCCAGACUCCUUCUUCUGCUGCUGUUGCUGUUUCUAGUGCUGUUCCAACAGGCUUCUAUGUGUCCUCUUCUCACUUCAACAGCCCUGGAAUCUGUUAUGGGGUUGGAGAAAAUGUUGGCUUUCACUCUCCUUUGUCUGUUAUGCCACUCAAGUCUGAUGGCUCACUUUGUAUUAUGGAAGCUCUAACUAGAUCACAACCUGAAGGGAUGGUGCCAAGUUCAUCACCAAAGCUAGAGGACUUUCUGGGUGGUGCAACUAUGGAAACUCAGCAGUACGGCAGCCACGAAAGGGAAACAAUGGCCUUAAGCCUGGACAGCAUGUAUUAUCAUCAAAACACAGAGCCAGAAACUAACAGGCAAACUUCUGUUGAGCUUCAUGAACCCUAUAGGCACCAAGACCAACAGUUCCCGGUUCAAACUCAUCCAUAUUAUAGUGGAAUAGCAUGCCAUGGCAUGUACCAAACCUCACUAGAGGAAGCAACCAAGGAUGCCCAACUUACUGAUUGUGAUUCCCAGAUCCCUCAAAUGGCGGAUGAUGGCAUGCCUUGCUUAAAGAGCUGGGUUGAUAGACAAUAUUCCACCCAUAAUGCACUGGAGCAGCAACUUAAUAGCACCAUGGUUGAUGAUGGAGGAGCUACAGGAUCCAUUGGUCCUAUGGGUUGUGGGGAUUUACAGUCUCUUAGCCUGUCCAUGAGCCCUGGUUCUCAGUCAAGUUGUGUUACAGCGCCCAGACAGAUCUCUUCGCCUACUGGCACUGAAUGUAUGGCCAUGGAAACAAAGAAGAGAGGGCCCGCAAAAGUGGGUCAAAAGCAGCCUGUUCAUAGGAAGUCCAUUGACACAUUUGGGCAAAGAACAUCACAAUAUAGAGGUGUUACCAGGCAUAGAUGGACGGGUAGAUAUGAAGCCCAUCUCUGGGAUAAUAGUUGCAAGAAGGAGGGACAGACCAGGAAAGGAAGGCAAGUUUAUCUGGGGGGGUAUGAUAUGGAAGAGAAAGCUGCAAGGGCUUAUGAUCUUGCUGCCCUUAAGUACUGGGGACCUUCUACACACAUUAAUUUUCCGUUGGAAAAUUACCAGGAAGAACUUGAAGAGAUGAAGAAUAUGAGCCGACAGGAAUACGUUGCGCAUUUACGAAGGAAAAGUAGUGGGUUCUCCAGGGGGGCCUCAAUGUACAGAGGAGUAACAAGACAUCACCAGCAUGGAAGAUGGCAAGCAAGGAUAGGCAGGGUUGCAGGAAACAAGGACCUUUAUCUCGGGACGUUCAGCACCCAAGAGGAAGCUGCUGAAGCUUAUGAUAUUGCUGCAAUCAAGUUUAGGGGAGUUAAUGCUGUGACUAACUUUGACAUAACAAGAUAUGAUGUUGAGAGGAUCAUGGCAAGCAACACUCUACUAGCAGGAGAUCUAGCCAGGAGAAACAAGGAGACUGAGACGAGUAAUGGGGCAAUUGAAUAUAACGCACCAGCACAAAACGGUGGUGAAGCCAUACAGCUUCCAAAUAGCCAUGCCAAUGGCUCAGAUUGGAAAGUGGUUUUGUACGAUUCACCACAGCAGCCACAGCCCAAUGCCUGUGUUGAUUCCCUUGAUCAGAAUUCCAUAAGUGUGGGGAACUAUCGCAGUUCCUCUUUUUCAAUGGCAAUGCAAGAUAUUAUCGGUAUUGAUUCAGUAAACUCUAGCCAGCCAAUGGUGGAUGAAUCAGCCACAAGACUAGGGACUCAUUCCUCAAAUACAUCAUCAUUGGUGACCAGUUUGAGCAGCUCAAGAGAAGCUAGCCCGGACAAAACAGGCACCACAAUGCUGUUUGCUAAGCCUCCACUGGCAUCAAAGUUCGUUACCCCUACAAAUGGUGUUAAUCCUUGGUUCCAAACAGCAGUACAGCUGAGGCCAGCAGCAAUCUCCAUGUCUCACUUGCCAGUUUUUGCAGCUUGGAAUGAUACCUAAAAAAAACCUUCGUGUUUUGUUUAAACAGGUGAAAUUUUUUGCAUGGACAAGGGAAAAAAAGGGGGCGAAGUAGAACUUUUCAUUAUGUUAAUCUUUUAGGUUAGUGGAGAAAAUUGUGGGAUCAAUGAAAAUUCAAUGGUGGGGGUCAAUGUCAAUUAUCCUUGUCCUGUCUAUAAUCUAAAUGUAUGAAACUUUUGGCACAUAUGGAGCUUUUGGCUCAUUGGAAUGAAAGGUUUUGCAAAAUGUAGGGAAGGGAUUAAUGAUUAAA
This is a messenger RNA of Hevea brasiliensis (rubber tree), 3261 nucleotides long. RefSeq names its product AP2-like ethylene-responsive transcription factor CRL5. NCBI's taxonomy places the organism in Eukaryota, Viridiplantae, Streptophyta, Magnoliopsida, Malpighiales, Euphorbiaceae. The transcript is spliced from 9 exons. The coding region runs from base 933 to 2993 and encodes 686 amino acids. The record is from RefSeq and is a predicted model, not a curated record. Gene Ontology annotation, molecular function: DNA-binding transcription factor activity; DNA binding. Gene Ontology annotation, biological process: regulation of DNA-templated transcription.